UUGUAUUGAUUAUCAUUGCUUUGAUCCGCUCUUCUUUGAUAGUAUCGACAAAACAGCAUCCGCUAGAGUGAUAAACGCGCGCGUCUGUUUACAUUUCUCCUUUCUCCUGUUAUUGGUGGUUAAAUUUAGCUCAAGUUGCAGGCAUCAGCUCAGUAACCGAACAUAUAUACAGCAUGGUCAUUCCUCUCCUCCGUCUCCCCUCAUCGGUGAACUUGGGUUGUGGCUAUCUGGGUACACAAUGUACGACCAUGCUUUUGAUGUAAAACAACUGCGCAAGAGACGGAUAGAAACAGGGGGGCGAAGAGAAGAAGAAGGGGGGACGUGAGUAUCGUGUGGUGUUGCACAAUGUUCAUCUUCAUGGGUCCUUCGCUUCGCGCAAUGGACACGCAACAUCCCUCCAUUUAUCGUUUCAGCUCGUUGCGCACACUUGUAAAUUAGCUGCUCCUUUCCUUGCGAUACGACCUCUUUGCAGCUUCGGCCCCUUCCAUAUUUCAAGCACCUCUCUCAAGUUAAGUGAGAUGACAGAAGAGUAUUAAUAAGACUGAAAAACACAACAUUUUCUUUACUCAUAAACUGAACACUACUGACAAUACUUUGAUAAUAAUCAAAGUAAUUCUCUCAUUCAUAACUACUACUCUGAAAGUUCAGAUGGAUAAGAAAAAGAAAAAGACAACACCUGCUCCAAGACUAGAGAAAGAAGAAAUGACAGAUGACAGGAAAAGAACAAGACAAUCUAAAAAGGCUGAACCAGAAGCAUCCUCAAAGACUAAUAACAGUGAGUUUAAGCAGCAGCUGACUAGGUCAGAGGAGUUAUCAGAUACAAAGUGCAAUCAGUCUGAUGGAAAUGUAAGAUUGAAAAUAGGAGUUGUAGCCAAACGGACAAAGAAGCCCCCAAAAAGUCUGGAGAACUUCAUAUGCAGGCCCACAAUCAGAAUCUCUCAGAGGCUUUCACAUGGAGAUGGCCAUAGUUCAAGUGUGGGUGAAGUCUCCGAUCCUGACCCCAGAUUGGCUAAGAAGUCACAUCGAGAUGUUCAGAAAAAAGAUUGCCUUUCUACAAAAGGUUCCAAAAGAGUCCUUCCCACUUCCAAAAAAGGUGACUCUACUCCAGUCAUUGCUGCACCUAAAAAGGCUCCAUCAAAAAACACAAGGAAGACUGAGUCAAAGUCAUUAUUAACAUCAGAUGGCCCUUCAUAUGCAGUUCAACCACAGACAGAUAGCAAAGUACCACUUUCAGAUAAAAUAACCUCCUCUACCUUAUUGAAGCAGACGCAUUCACCUCCAGCUGCACCUUCGCCGCCUUCCUCAUUACCACAAAACUCCAGUCCACAAGACAGCACGCAAGUUUUAAAUGCUCAAAAAGAGAAGAGUGAUGAUCUCCCAACUGAGGAAGCAAUGACCUCCUCCUUUAGUUCAGAUAGUUCAAAGAAUAUGACACAGAACACUCAGAUAUCUCAGCACUCUUCUUCCAGCCUUGAAACUCACCAUGAAAGCACGUCAUCUCCAAAAAGAUGUAGUGAAAAUUCUCUAAGGCAAACUCUCCGUCCUACAAAAAAGACUUCUAGAACACGGGAGACUAAUGCUGACAGGGUUUUGAAUGCAAAUGAGAAAGAGGAUGGUGAUUAUGCAUCUUCCAAAAACAUGUCUAGGAGUAGAGAAAAUGGUUUACUGCAUCAGCCUAGUCUCUCUAUCAAAGCACCAUUGCUUCCUCCUGCCACAGAUAAAUCUGCAGAAUCAGCAACUCCUGAGAACAACACUAACAUAUCAGAGUUACAGAAGAACAGAGGAAGGUGCAAGAAACACAGCGGAAGUGAAGUCAUAGAUGACUCCAAAAAACUGACUAUGGAACCUGCUAAGACUGUUGCUGUGCAGUCAAAAGAUGUCAGCAGGGUGGGGCAUGUCAUUGAAAAGAAUAAGAAAAGAACUAGGCAUUGUUCAAAUCAGGAAGAAAAUGUGAAAUGUUCCCCUCAGACUUCCAGUGGUGCAGAUUCUCAGUUUAACAGUUCUGCUCAAAGUGAAGAGCCACCCUUACACCCCAAGCAAGACACCAUCUCACAAAAGACCCAAAAAUCUGUUCAGAUUACAAAUAUAGUAAAUCAGGGGGAGAAUAUGGAUUUGGGAGCUUCCAAUGUUAAUUCCACUGCCUGUAAAAACAUACCCCAAAAAUCAAAAGGUAAAAGAGAUCUUUCCAUGAAGUCCUCAAAGGAAUUGCCAUCACAGCAGGGUAAACUAGAUCCAGUCAGACAACCUCUUAAAUCAAAAGAACUACAAAAAACAUCACCUAGAUCAGAAACCGCAUAUAUUGAGCCCCCUAUUAAGAGAAGGGGUCGUCCAAAAAUAACCAAGAUGGAUGAGUCUCCUCAGGGAAGUAAGUCUCAGCAGUCUUCUUCUACGUUCUCUGUACUUGAGCACUCAAAUCUCCCUGGUCCAGAACAUGGCUUGAAACUCCCAAAGCCAACACCUAAAAUACAAAGUCAUCCCAAAUGUCCCCUGUCUGCUCAGACUAAAAAAUCUAAAUCACUACACUUAGCAUCUGGUAAGACAGGAGCUGAAGGAAAACUCAAACCCUCAGUGUCGAGAGUUAGAGAUGCGCAAAUCUGUCGCAAACGAAAUAAGUUAAUAAUGAGGACAAUUAUCAAAAAUAUCAAUAAGAUGAGAGUAAAAAGGAAAGAUAAAGUACUCACGCAGUUUCUUUCAGGGCAAAGUCAAAAUUGCACAACUGAUAUGGCUCAAAAAGACAAUGAAGGUGAUGCUGAAUGUUCAGUGUCGGAUGGUGCACAAUCUUUAUCCUCACUUGUUACAUCUUUUGGAGGGAAACUUGGUCCUCAAAUUAAUGUCAGCAAACGUGGCACAAUCUACAUAGGAAAAAGGAGAGGUCGUAAACCUAAAGCUCAAAUGGAAACUUUUGGUCAAGACUCGGGCCAAGUUCAGAGUCCAAAGACUCAGCAAGUCUCAACAGAAUCUUCAAAUCAGUUAAACAGGUCCACCUCUGGUGAACAGAGUCAAUCAUUUGAUGGCCAUAGUGCUUUGCACAGCUCCCCCUAUUCAUUUAAACAACUCAAGCCCCCUUCAUCUAGUAUCAGUUCUUUCAGGAGAAAACUUUAUCCUGGCAGCUGUAAAUAUGAUCAACAUUCUUCUCCAAAGGUAACAAGUUCCCAAAAGUUUAAAGCAAUGCCUGAAGAGAAAUCUAAACAUCCCACCUCUUCACAGCCAGCACCUUGCCCUUCAGCCACAUCCCAGUUAGGUUCUGUAAGGAUUCAAGAUCACAGAGCAACACACCUUGCACGAUCAGUCCUGAUGGAGCAAGAAAGGCUCAAAUACAAGUGUCCUAGAAAAGGACAUAAUUGCUUUAGCCACGAGAAGAUUAGGAGACAUAAACACAAAUGUAAGAAAAAGUAUCUUCAACUCAGGGCCAAACGGCAAGACCCAGCAUUUCUGGCAGAGGUUGAGGAGUUAGUGGUCAGGCUUAGUGAAAUUCAUAUUGUGCAUCAUCUUUCAUCUCGGGGUUGUGGGGAUGAAGCAAAACCAGGAAGAAAGAGUGGGAAAGGCAAAGCUCACCCUCACGUUCUUCAGUGUCUGCCGCAAAACCUUCACCAUCCAACUAUGUUUCAAAUCAACUUCAGUGGUUAUUACUCUCCUCAGUCAGAAUUUUCUCGUGACUCUCUGCAUUAUGUUGGCCUUGCAGACUUUAAAAGGAACAAUGGCUGCCCCUCACAACCAGGUGAACAUAUUGUCACACAUUGUCCAGUAGUACACAAACUUGGCUUCCCACUGUCAGCAGGUGGUUGUUACCACUCGCCCUACAAAAUGCCUGUCCCUACCACUUCAUUUGGUUUUGGACUCUAUAGAGGAUACCCUCCAUCUGCAACUAUUUACCCGUCAUCACCCUUUUUACCCUCAUAUGUACAUCCCUACUCGAAAAAUCCAAUUUUAAGCCCAUCAAAGUUCCAUAAAAGGAAGCACAAAUUUUUAAGGCAUGAAUCUGAAGUUUGUCAUGGAAAGCCACAUGGGACUUACACUAAUCUAACAUCUCAUUCCUCUAGUGACUGGUUCAGUAGAAAUAGCUGGCAAAGACAAGAUGACAGAGAGCAAGGUAGAGAUAAAAGAUUUGUGGAUGAUAGGUUUAGAGAAAGAGAAGGAUUGGGCGGUUUACUAGGACAAAGUAACCUCAGAAAAGGCCAUUUCAGAAGGGGACUAGGUCUGUCAACAGAUUACCAGUGCUCUACCUCAGCACCCUCAAAACAAGCUGACAAACACAAAACAUCACCGCUUUCAUAUAUUGGACCUGCGCACCUGAGACCGUUAUCAAAAGUUAGGUGGGCAGAGCAUCGGCAGCCAUGGAGGUGGAGAGAGAGCGUUCAGGUAGAGUCGAAGAACAGAGGCUCAAACCAAGAAGGUGAAACAGGAUACCACGAGGAUGACGAUGAAGUUGAUGAAGAUCAACCAUCACCUCCGCCAGUUGACAGAAGCAUCCACCAUCACACUUUCCUGAGGAACACCAAUCUUGCUAGCGCUGCAUUCAGUCAAAUGACAUCCCAAAGGAGUGUUGGUGAAGUUCAGUGUGCUGCUAGAAACUUAAUGACAGCUGGAAGCUCAUUGAUGGAGUCUUGCUCAACUGGAGGAAAACGAUCCUCAGAGAGUUUCAAGCCCGGAGGUUCACUCUUCAGUGAGCACUAUUCCAAUGCAAGUCUCUCUUUUAAUGAAGGCCAAGAAAGAGGAGCACGAGAGAAAAGACCCAGCAUCAGCAAAACACACUUUCAGACCAGCGAUAUCAGACUCUUUUCCUCUUGUUCUGCCACCAAAAACAGCCUUUCUCAUUUCGGUAGUUCUAAAGACUCAACACCAGACAAGGAAAAACUGAAACAUGUCUCGAAUCCUCUCAGGAAAAAGAGUCUUAAAGGUCAAGCGGUCACUGGAGGUGAAGUGAAGAGGAGGGGACGAGGGAGACCACGAAAAAACCCUGCGCCGUGCUUUUCUCCACCACCACCACCUGUACUUGUAGAUUACGAAGUGACAGAGUGUUCUCCAAAGCGGAAAAAAGAUGAAAGAGAUGAUUAUGCUACUGAGUCCAUGGCUCAACAUGAGAAAAGAAAAAGAAAGAGGAAAAGAGAUGACUCUUGGUGCAGCGAAGGGCAAAUAGAUGAAGAUGUAGCUCUGAGCCACGAGCCUUCACAUUCACACACCGACACAUUCUCACCUUCCAAAGAUCCAAUCAGCCAAUCAGAGAGCAGAUCCUCUAUGUCUUCUGAAAAGAAAUAUGAGUGGGCGGGGCUUUACUCGGAUGUGUAUAAAAGCGAGAACCCCAAGAGCCUGUCCUCUCCAGUAUACACAGAGUGCCUGGAGUACGAUCCUGAAGAGCAUGAGCAUGGCCUGCUUCCUGCACCUUUACACGUAGGAAAGUAUCUGAGGCUGAAGCGGAUUGACUUUCAGUUGCCCUAUGAGAUUUAUCGGCUCUGUGCACAUAAAAAGCAUUCUAAAAAGUCAAAGACCCUACAAAAGAUGGCCCCAUCCAAUGAGCCUGUCGAUGUAAUGUCUCAUACUCAAACUGAAGAGAGUUGCUGUAAACCUCAUGACUGCAUUUCUGACAGCACUGACAAAAAUGACACAGACCAACAAACAACACCUACAGAAGAGCCUGGAGAAGAAGUGACUGAAACAGACAUUAACAACACACCUCCCAAUCAGUCUGAUCCUCCCAAACAGCAGGAGAAAGGCAGUGAUGCUGAAAAUAUUCCCUCCCCCCUCCUGAUGAUGCCCUUGUCUUGUGAGGAGAGGAGCUUCGUCUUGGAACAUGGCGUUUUUCUGGUGAGAAACUAUGAGAAAAUGAGAGACAGACAGGGAUUUCUCCUGAGGGAGGAGAUGGUGGAGCCAGAGAACGAAAGCAGAGGAGAUGGAGAGAAGCAGAAAGAGGAUCUUGAAGACACCAGCUCCAAGUCAGACCAGCGUCUGUCUCAGUGGAACCUUUGGUCUGGAUGCAGAGAGCGAGGAGAGGAGAGGAGAAGUGAACAGAGCCCAAACCUCAUGCAUACACUCCAGGGGAUCUAUGACGUCAUCGUCAGUCACAAGGGGUCAUCUGGACAAACCCUCGCCGCUCCCCUGCUGAACCUGUGCUCCAGAAAGAGGUCAGGCUCGGCUCCUGUUGAUCUCACUAUGUUGCAGAAGCAGCUGCACUCUGGCCACUACGAGAGUCUGGAAGCCUUUCAUUCAGACAUGCUGAAGGUGUUCCACUGCGCCGAGAAAUACUAUGGCUGUGAGUCGUCAGUGGGUCGAAAUGUGGGGCAGUUGAGGGAAGUGUAUCACGCUGCUCAUCAGGAGGCCUUCUCUCGAUUCAGACGCUUCCUGUGAGUGACAGAAAAGCACACCAGCGACCUCUAUCAGGACGCUGCUGUUACCAAACCCAGAGGCAUGAUGGGCCUUCCAGAAGGCAGAUGAUGCUCUCCGAUACCAAAGACCUGCUGUAUGUUGCACUCACAGAUGCACUGCACAGGUUAAGAGACAGCACUCCUGGAAAUGCCAUUUGUGAGCAUGAAGCACGGCUGAUGUUUGACAACGUGAUUAAGUUGAAAGCACCUCAGCCUUUCUUUCUCUCAGGGAAAAAAAAGAAAUUAGAGUGAAGAAACAGGAGACAUGAACAACAAAUCAACAUUUGAGACCCCAGAUCCUCACAAAUACCCCAACAACAUGCAAUUCUUUCCAUUUCAGAUGGUAUCACCAUAGAUGGGACAUAUCAUGUUGGAUGGGAUGCAGGAAAUCUUGCAAAGAGACAUGUGCUGCUGUUUUGGGUCAAAGGGACGAACAUGUGCAGACUGUUUUCAAUCAUUUAACAUCUCCAUUAGCAUACAGUACCUACAAGAAAAUGAACUUCACUUAAUGGACAGUUUUUUAAUACAGUGAGAACAGAAUUGUGGUCUACAGCCUUCUUUUUUUACGGAUGGAAACCUAUUUCAGGGUUAAACUAUUAGAAAGAUAAUUCGGACUUUUUACAUGGAGUUUGAGUUUAAAUCUCUUAAGUCAAGUUUUCUCAGAAUAAUAAAAAAAAAAACUUUGUGGAAUAAAUAUUGGGAAAAUUAUCUCAGAACUCCUGAUGGUGUAGAGGGGGGAAAUAAGUCAGAAUUGAGAGACAGAUUGUUACAAAGUCACCUUUAUUUUUGUAUCUAAAAAUUUAGAUACGUUUUUUUUUCUUCUGAAUUUCUAAAAGUUCAAGUUGCGACAUGCAAAUUUGCAUUUGUAGGAAAAAUAAAAGUGAAAAUACUUGCUUAUUUUUUUAAGAAUUGCAAAAAAGUGAAAUUUUAGCCUGAGAGAACACUCCAAAUUGUGAGAUGCAAACUCAGAUUUGCACUUGCGUCAAAUUAAUAAAAGAAGAGUUUCAUAUUUUUUAAAUUGAAACCAGCUUUCAUAAUUUAGUUUUGUGUUGAGGGUCGUAACAAUAAUAUAAGCAAUAAUGCAUGAAUGGUUUCAUGACGCAGCCUUAAUGUAAGCAAGUAUGUUUAUUUGAAAGGGAAUUUCUUAGCACUUUGUGCAGAGCUGUCUUGUGUUAGUGAUGUUUUUACUGGAGCAGUAAUCUUUAUAGCUUUGAGACUUAUAGAAAUGUUUUAUAUUGAUGUAUUUUGUAAAUAAUGUAUAUUUGGAAAAUUAUGUUUUAGUAUGGUUCAAGAAACUCUAUUUAGUCUUAAAUUGUUGUGGGCAAUUCAUGUCUGUUUUUCAUGGAGUCUUUAAUAAUAUUUUUUAUGAAUAGUUUUAAGGUGACUAGAUGCAUGCGUGAUUUUAAAUAGGACAUUCAAUGUCUGUAAAACAUCAGAUUUUUUUGUCUUCAUGCAUGGCAUACUUUAUAUUGCUUUAUCAUGUAUAAUACAGUAGCUGUGUAUACUGUACACACAAUGUAUGCAACACAUUAUAUGUCUAUGCUGAACUAAGAAACUGGUGGUUGGAAGCUUAUUAAGCUGCUUAAAGCAGAACAGAGGAAUUAACGCAGCUACAGUUAACCUCCUAAACUUUUUUUAUUUGCAAAAAAAAAGUUGACAUCUUUGUAUUAGUAAUUGUAUACAAUACAGAAUAUGAAUUACAUUGUCAAAGAAAAAAGAUACAGAAUACAAAUAAUAAAGAACUUGAAAUAAACUUGAGGGUAAGACAUUUAAGAAUCAAUUUUAGUAUAUAAAUUAAAGCCAUUACAAAAUGAAACAGUUCUGUUUGCUUUCUUAUUUUCAGUUUAUGAAAUAAUAUUUAAAUAAUGACAAAAUUUUUGCAUAACAACAGAAAAAUAUGGUAUGGUGUUAGUAAAUUUGCAUUUGUGAAUAUGAAAGUUUAAUAAAUGAACCGUUGUGCAUUCAGAUUUACUACAUUUUAUUGUUUAUAGAUAAUACUGCUUGUCACCAAUCACCUGUGGUAAGGCAGAGAGACAAAUAAACCAACAGCAGAGCUGCA
Danio aesculapii is the source of this 8418-nucleotide messenger RNA. Its product is annotated as histone-lysine N-methyltransferase ASH1L-like. Bases 649 to 6342 code for a protein of 1897 amino acids. The record is from RefSeq and is a predicted model, not a curated record. Gene Ontology annotation, molecular function: protein binding. Lineage: Eukaryota; Metazoa; Chordata; Actinopteri; Cypriniformes; Danionidae. The transcript is spliced from 16 exons.